AUAUAUAGCUAGUAAGAGCCUAAGGGAACUCACAUCUGCUAACAGACUGGAUGUUUGCUUUCAUCAUCUAACAAGCACGUGAGCAUCUGCAAACAAACAGGUCACCUUCGGAGAUGAACAGGGAUCUCCUCUCUCCAUCCUUCCAAAGAUGAAUAAAAUAAUUGUUUAUGAACACGAAGACUUCAAUGGACUUCGUAAAGAAUUCAUUUCAGAUGCUCCUGACCUACGAAGUGUGGAUUUUGGAAAAUGUAUUUCAUCCCUGAAGGUGAUUGGGCAACCUUGGCUGGCCUUCCGUGAUCCCAACUACCAAGGGCCACCUGCUACGUUUGAGGAAGGGGAGUACAAGCACAUCCCCUUAAAUAAUCAAAUUUCUUCUCUCCGGCUAGUGACUGAAGAUUUGGAAAAUCCUCAGAUCACACUCUAUCAGAAUAAAAAAUAUGAAGGGGAGAGCAAAAUUAUAACAGAGGCAACCAACCUGACUUAUGGAUAUUUCAAUAACAAGGCAUCUUCCCAUAUUGUCCAGAGAGGGGCCUGGCUACUCUAUGAAAAUGCUGAUCGAAAUGGCUGGUUCUGUAUAGCUCGGGAAGGGACAAAAAAUCCUGAUUAUGGUCCAAUAUUCAAUUUCCAUGAUAAGUGUUCCUACGUGUAUCCCCUUAAAGCCGGACGGCCUGUUAUCACCACCAAGAUCUUGUGGGAUCACAAGAAGGUAGAAAGCGAGGGUGAAGUGGUGAUUGAUGAAUUUAGUGGCAUUAAUGCCACAGAUUAUGAGCAAACAUUCACCACCAGCAACAGCAGGGUCUAUGAAGCAGCCACGAGCCACAGUUUUAAAUUUUUGGUGCCCGACUUGCACAUAGAUGAGAAGUUCAACAUAACCAUAGAUCCAAGCACAACCAUCACUGUAGAGAAAGGAAAACCAGAGUCUACUUUCACUGUAGACAAAGUUGAGGUUACAGUGCCGGUCAAGAUCCCACCACAUUCAGAACUGAAUGUCCAGGUGAUGAGGAAGCUAGUCACCGCCUCCGCUCCUGUGGAAGUGAGCAUUACCAGGAAUGGGAAGAGAAAGACAGAGAUUGGAGAGUAUCGAAGUGUGUCAGGACGUAGCAUCAGUACCAAGUAUGCUGUUAAGCCAAUUGAGAUGAAAAAACAAACAUAGACUCAACAUGCAGUAACAGCCAUCAUAUUCACAGAAGAUACAAUUCGUUUUUUAGCUAAAAAAGGAAAUACACUCCUGGCU
Messenger RNA from Anolis sagrei ordinatus, 1234 nucleotides. Its product is annotated as epidermal differentiation-specific protein-like. NCBI's taxonomy places the organism in Eukaryota, Metazoa, Chordata, Lepidosauria, Squamata, Anolidae. Gene Ontology annotation, biological process: lens development in camera-type eye; visual perception. Gene Ontology annotation, molecular function: structural constituent of eye lens. The record is from RefSeq and is a predicted model, not a curated record.